Molecule: messenger RNA, 892 nt
Organism: Peromyscus leucopus (white-footed mouse)
Lineage: Eukaryota; Metazoa; Chordata; Mammalia; Rodentia; Cricetidae
Product: CD209 antigen-like protein E
Exons: 6
Coding region: 25-570 (181 amino acids)
Source: RefSeq, a predicted model, not a curated record
GUGAGACACGGCCUGGCCCCCCUCAUGCUGCAGCUGCUUUUCCUCAUUCUCUUCUCUGGAGUCCUUCUGGCAUUUCUUCUCCAAGUUCCAAAGGUUCCCUGCACCCAGGAUCAGGAGGAGAUCUACCAGGAGCUCAUGCAGCUGAAGCCUAGAGUCGACCUCAUAUGCCGCCCUUGCCCCUGGGACUGGAUGUUCUUCCAUGGAAAGUGUUUCUUCUUCUCCAUAACUAAACGUAAUUGGAGUUAUUCCCUCACUGCUUGCCAGGAAGUAGGAGCCCAACUAAUCAUCAUCGAAAGUGAUGAGGAGCAGAGUUUCAUACAGAAGAUGAAUAAGAUUAAAAGCCAUCUCUGGAUAGGGCUGUCAGACAUGAAACAUGAAGGCUCAUGGCAGUGGGUGGAUGAGUCACCUUUGUUGCCAAGAUUUAAAAAAUAUUGGUCCCCAUGGAAAAAAAGAGACCAUCCAGAGGCUGACUGUGCAGAACUGACAGAUCUUGGCUGGGAGGUUGACAAGUGCGGAACAGAGAAAUCCUGGAUCUGCAAGAAGUCCUCAGCAUCCUGCUCCAACAACUGAUGUUCAGAGCCUUCAUCCAGUAACUGAUGGAAGCAGAUGCAGAGAUCCAUAGCCAAGCACCAGGCCGAGCUCCAGGAGUCCAGUUCACAAGAGCAAAGAGGGAUUCUACGAGCAAGGGGCAUCAAGAUCAUGAUGGGGAAACCUACAAAGACAACCAAACCAAACCACUGGGAACUCAUGAACUGUGGACUAAUAGCCGUGGAGCCUCCAUGGGACUGGACUGGACCCUAUGCAUAGGCGAGACAAUUGUAUAGCUUGACCUGCUUAAGGGGCUCCCUUGCAGUGGGAUCAGGAUCCAUCCCUGGUGCGUGAUCAGGCCUUC